CAUUGAGCCAGCGUGGGGUGGACGGGCAACCAAACACGCCCUCAACCUCAGUGACCAGACCAAAUGUUCGCUCGCUGGAGGCCGGGAAAAAAAAGGCAACCAGUUCCGCUUCUCCACGACCAUCGCUCGCCGUAGCCAUAGCCGUUCACCGCCGCCGCCGCCGCCGCCGCCUCCACUCUACUCCCAUAAAACAAAAGCGUCCCCGGAAGCCGAACCUUUUGCUUCGACCCGCGGCGCCCGAGGAAAAGCCGAACCCAACCCUAACCCUAGCCCGAGGGCUCCUCGCCGGCGUCGGCGAUGGAGACUACUGAGUCGGAGCCGGCACCGGAGCUUCCCGCGGAGGAGGAGAUGACGCUCAUCCGAGAUAUCACCGCCGCCUCGGAGGCCCACGCCAAGGAGGGUGACAUCUUCUUCCUCAUCACAAACAGGUGGUGGCAAAGUUGGAUUGAUUAUGUUAUUCAAGAUUUGGCUGGUGUACCAAGUAAUGGUUCUCAUCAUCAUGAGUUUGGUUCAAAUACUCCUAGAAGGCCAGGAGCUAUUGACAAUACAAAUUUGUUGGAUGACAUGGCAUCUGAAGUCUCCGACAUGCAGAUUGAGCUACAUGAUACCUUGGUUGAAGGCCGUGAUUAUAUAUUGCUCCCUCAGCAAGUCUGGGAAAAGCUGCAUGGUUGGUAUGGCGGAGGGCCAACACUACCAAGAAAGGCAAUCAAUACUGGCUUGUCUCAAACUGAUCUAGCCAUAGAAGUUUAUCCUUUACGUCUGCAGUUACUUCUGAUGCCGAAAGGAGAGCAAGCUGUAGUAAGGAUAAGCAAGAAGGUUACAGUUGAUGAGCUCCGUAAGAAGGCGUGUGAGGUUUUUGAUCUGGUACCAGAUGAGGUGUGCAUUUGGGACUACUAUGGUCGAACAAAGCAUGCUUUGAUGGAUAACUUGGAGAAAACUCUUGAUGAUGCCAACAUUCAAAUGGAUCAAGAUAUUCUCGUUGAAGUCGCCACUGAUGCAAAUGGUAGUUUGGAUGGUGCGUGCAUGAGUUCGAUCCAAGAAGAUUAUUUUGGAAGCGCAUCAACUUAUUUGAUGACAGAUGCUUCGAAAUCAGGAUUCUCAAAUGAGAAUUUAGCAUCACUCUGUUAUGGUUCCAGAAGCUACAGCUCGAGUCUUAUGCAAAGCCAGUACCUGCGCUCUUCCAGUGGUGACUUGGAUAAUGUUCCUGGUACUGUUGGUGUGACCACCAGGGGAUCUCCGUCAGGUCUUACUGGGCUACUUAACUUGGGAAACACAUGUUUCAUGAACAGUGCUGUACAAUGUCUUGUGCACACACCAGAGUUUGCUAGAUAUUUUCGUGAAGAUUACCACUGUGAAAUUAAUUGGCACAAUCCUCUGGGUAUGGUGGGUGAACUUGCAUUAGCUUUUGGAGAGCUACUGAGAAAACUUUGGGCUCCUAGCCGCACCCCAGUGUCUCCACGACCAUUCAAAACAAAGUUGUCUCGGUUUGCACCUCAGUUCAGUGGAUACAACCAACACGAUUCACAGGAGCUGUUGGCAUUCCUCCUGGAUGGACUGCAUGAAGACUUGAACCGUGUGAAACAUAGACCUUACUUAAAAUCCAAAGAUGCUGAGGGACGAUCAGAUGAAGAGGUUGCUGAUGAGUAUUGGGCAAAUCACAUUGCCAGAAAUGAUUCUAUCAUUGUUGAUGUAUGCCAGGGGCAGUACAAGUCAACUUUGGUCUGUCCAGUAUGUGGAAAGGUUUCAGUGACAUUUGACCCAUUCAUGUAUCUUUCCUUACCUCUACAAUUUGCUUCAACGCGGAGCAUGACUGUUGUGGUUUUCACUUGUGAUGGGAGUGCUCCACCAAUACCAUACACUGUAAGUGUACCCAAGCAAGGUAGGUGCAGGGACCUUAUCCAAGCACUCAGCAACGCAUGCUCGCUUAGAAAUGAAGAGAGACUUCUAAUUGCCGAGAUACGUAAUCAUAGGAUCCAUCUUAUUCUCGAGGAUCCAGUGCUCCAGCUUUCUACAAUUAAAGAUGAUGAUCACCUGGCAGUUUAUAGGCUUCCAAGAUUGGAAAAAAGGGCAAGUUAUGUUCAAUUUGUGCAUCGCCGUGAAGACUUGGACCUUGGAAACAAUAGCAGCUCAACCUCUUGGAAGCCAUAUGGUGUUCCUCUUCUUGCACAAAUAUCUCGCAAUGAAACUGUCACCGGUUCUGAUAUCCAUGAGAUGGCCCGUAAAAUGCUUGUGCCCAUGUUCAGAAAUCAUGUGGCACAACAUUCGGCAGUUCAAAGUUCUCUUUCCACAAGAACACAAAGCUAUCACACCGACAGCAGCAAAUUUCAGCUACAGUUGAUUGAUGAUAGCAACACAGUGAUUGAGCAAACUGAUUAUGUUAUCAGGGUUCCGCAGUCUUCGGUUGCAACUGUUAUUUUUGUCAACUGGUCCAAGUUAGAUCUUAAAAAGUUGAACACAAACCAUCACCUUCCAGAGGUGUUUAAGUAUGCUCCUCCCGCCAAGAGAACCCGUGGUGAACCUCUCUCACUCUAUGCAUGCUUGGAUGCUUUCUUGAGAGAAGAACCACUUGUUCCUGAAGAAAUGUGGUACUGUCCAAGGUGCAAGGAGCAAAGGCAAGCUAGUAAAAAGCUUGAUUUAUGGAGACUACCAGAAGUGUUAGUUAUUCAUUUGAAGAGAUUUUCAUUUAGUAGGUCAACUAAGCAUAAGCUGGAAACUUUUGUUAAUUUCCCAAUACAUGACUUGGAUUUGACAAACUAUAUUGCUAACAAGAUACCUCAGCGUCAAACUUAUGAGCUGUAUGCUGUUAGCAAUCAUUAUGGCAGCAUGGCGAGUGGGCAUUAUACUGCUUACAUAAAGCUCUUGGAUGAGAACAGGUGGUACAAUUUUGAUGAUAGCCAUGUUUCUGCCAUCAAUGAAGAAGAAGUGAAGUCAGGUGCAGCUUACGUGCUGUUCUACAGAAGAGUUAGAGAAGCAGAUGGAGCAGCAAGCAAUGGAACCCAGUCAUGUGUGAAACGAAGCCGCAGAUCUAGCCAAAGAUAAUCUGAGUUGUUGCAUAGCUUUGCAAUUUUAGAAGAACCCUUUGGGUUCCUUUUUUGUGUGUGGAAUUGCAAGGUUUCGGUGUGAGACCAUAGGAUAUUGUGGCUAUACAGCGGACGGGAGGAAUACCAUUAGAAGUUGGCUGUCAAUACAGAUGGGGAAUGAUGAGAACAUAGCGAAUGGUUAACUAGGUGGAUAUUGCUGCGGCUAUAUAGCUUGGACAGAGUGUAGGUUUGCUUGCCAUGUUCAUCUUUCUAGUUCUGCCUAGAAGAGAAAUGAAAGAUGGGCCAUUAGGUUGCACCGCCUUGUUCAAGUUGAUUAGAGUUUUAUAUUUCAUAGUUAUAUGUACGUAGCUAGUGUACACCUUACUGUUUUUAUCAUUAAUGCUAUGCCACAGGGCAUUGUUUUACCUGUUUCA
Molecule: messenger RNA, 3454 nt
Organism: Triticum urartu
Lineage: Eukaryota; Viridiplantae; Streptophyta; Magnoliopsida; Poales; Poaceae
Source: RefSeq, a predicted model, not a curated record